Messenger RNA from Lolium perenne, 909 nucleotides. The record is from RefSeq and is a predicted model, not a curated record. NCBI's taxonomy places the organism in Eukaryota, Viridiplantae, Streptophyta, Magnoliopsida, Poales, Poaceae.
AUGCCGGUUCUUCGCCGCUUCCUCGAGUUUUAUACUCCUCCGGAACACCAGCUCCGGGGCCAUAUGGGCCAUACGCUCCACCUCCGGCGCCAUAUAGUUCAUACCCUCUGCCUCCGUAUCCAUACCCCCAACCACCUCCUACAGGUGCAUGCUUGGAUUUUUAACUCCAAGGACUCUGUCGUCGGUAAUUGCAAGACCGGCACUAGUUUUUGGGGUCAGAUAGCUGAAACCUUCAACUCUACCUCCGAGCCUGCCCGUCGUCGGACCUCCAAGCAACUGAAGGAUCAUUGGAACGCCUACAACAAGGAGGUGUCCCUGUUCAAUGGAUACUACAUCCAAGAAUCAGGGUUACGUCAGAGUGGAGCAGACGAUGAUAUGGUCAUGAAGGCGGCAAUGGAGAGGUACGCCGCAGACAAAAGAGUGACUCAGCCGUUCAGACGGCACCACUGGUGGGAAGCUGUUCGCAAUGAAGCGAAGUGGAAAGGACAACAUGGUCCUGGUAGUGGAACCGAUUCCACAUCGAAGAGAAGCCGUCUGGGAGUUUCUGGUGAGUACAGCUCUGGCGACGCGACUACGGAGGAGGAGCGUCCACCGGGCCGCGAUAGGGCGAAGGCCGCGGCACGUAGGGAACGGAGGAAGGGGAAGGAAACCUCAUCAAGCAGUGAGGUAGGAAGUAAAUCCUUCGCCAUGAGGAACAUGAUGAAGGGUUUAGUGAAGGCUAAGCUAUUCAAGCAAUGGAACAAAAUGAAAGACCGAUCAACCGACGACAUGAACGAAGCAGAAAAGCGCAAACAUGCGAAGGCGAUCAAGAUGUGCGAAAAAGAGCUUGAAAAAUCCCCACCGCUACCCGCGUCCAUGGCCGCCUGGCUCCGCUCCAAGAUCGCCGACGCACUCCGCUUAAGCUGUUGA